CGAAAUAUCACGGGUGACUCGAUCGCGACACCGUCAACAAGGUCCAUGCAACCGCGGCCACUUCCGGCGCAGUCGAGCAAGGUCGCCCUCGACACGCUCCACGAACACGACGCGGAUGACAAGUCCAAGAGCAGCAUUCCGCCGAUCGCGGUGCCGUUCCUGACGCACCAAGACGGUCGUCACUCGUCCUUCUUCGAGACCAACAGUGUGCACAAGACGACCGACGCGUGCGGCCAAAAGCAGCUCAACCAAUACAUUCUCUACGACGUGAUUGGGAAAGGCGCGUACGGCAAGGUGCGCAAGGCUUUUUGGCCCGAGAAGAAUCGCUACUUUGCCGUCAAAAUCAUCCACAAAAAGGUUCAAACCCGUUCUCGUAAAAUGAUGCUGCGCGGCCCCCGCGCGCCUCGAAGCGACGGCCUCGAUCACAUUCGCAAGGAGUUUGCGAUUUGGAAAAAGCUCCACCACCCCAACAUUGUGCGCCUGCGCGAAGUCAUUGACGCCCCGGAGGCCGAGAAGAUUUACUUGGUGAGCGAACUCAUCGAGGGCAAGUCCAUCAUUGACGGCGAAGCACGCUGCACGCCGUUGCGCGAAGACGUUGCAAGAGACUGCUUUUGUCAGCUCAUUGAAGGCCUGGAUUUUCUCCAUUUCCACAAAAUCAUCCAUCGCGACAUCAAGCCCGGCAACCUCCUGUACAGCGCCGACGGGGUUGUCAAGAUCACCGACUUUGGCCAGUCCCAGGUCAUUGAAGACGAAGACGACUGCUUUCGCCAAACCGUCGGCACGGGCCCGUUCCUAGCACCCGAGAUGCUCACGGGCGACGAGUACAAGGGCCUCCCGAUCGACGUGUGGGCGUGCGGCGUCACCCUCUAUCUAUUUAUCUACGGCCACUUGCCGUUCGAGGCCGAGACGCCGCAGCUCCUCUACGACAAGAUCAAGAACGACCCGAUCGUAUUUGCGUCGCAUGUCCAUGGAGCACGUGUGAACCCAGACCUGAUUGAUCUUCUUCGAGGGAUUUUGAACAAGGACCCGGCCGAGCGUCUGACAACCCAAGACAUUCGGACCCACCCGUGGCUUGCGUCGUCGUUUCAGACCAAGUAUCCCAGCAGCGAACGCCACUUGAUCACACUCACACCAGCGUGCGUCGAGUCGGCCAUCACGCCGCUGCAGCUCUACAGGCGCCUCAAACGCAAGACCAAGCUACUCAUCGCUGCCAACAAUCUCACGGGGUCGUCGCGACACUUGCCAUUUCUGCGACAACCGUCGACGCAGCGCCACAUCCAAGAGGACGCCGUCCACCACGCUAGUCUUUCGGGUCGGCGGUCGCUCACGGCGCGCCGCCUCGACGUCGGCCAAGAGCUCACCGAGUUGCGCUUCGACUCCCUAAAUCGACCAUAG
Saprolegnia parasitica CBS 223.65 is the source of this 1395-nucleotide messenger RNA. RefSeq names its product CAMKK/META protein kinase. Bases 46 to 1395 code for a protein of 449 amino acids. The record is from RefSeq and is a predicted model, not a curated record. NCBI's taxonomy places the organism in Eukaryota, Oomycota, Saprolegniomycetes, Saprolegniales, Saprolegniaceae. Gene Ontology annotation, molecular function: ATP binding; protein serine/threonine kinase activity. The transcript is spliced from 15 exons. Gene Ontology annotation, cellular component: cytoplasm. Gene Ontology annotation, biological process: intracellular signal transduction; protein phosphorylation.